Molecule: messenger RNA, 894 nt
Organism: Pelobates fuscus (common spadefoot toad)
Lineage: Eukaryota; Metazoa; Chordata; Amphibia; Anura; Pelobatidae
Product: olfactory receptor 5AR1-like
Exons: 1
Biological process (GO): G protein-coupled receptor signaling pathway
Cellular component (GO): membrane
Molecular function (GO): odorant binding; G protein-coupled receptor activity; olfactory receptor activity
Source: RefSeq, a predicted model, not a curated record
AUGGAAUCGAAAAAUGUUUCCAAUACAAAUGCAUUCACAAUACACGGAUUUUCACAAUCACCAGACCUUCAGUAUCCUCUUUUUAUCAUUUUUUUAUUUGUUUAUUUGGCUAUUCUAUUGAGUAAUCUUACAGUUUUUUUAUGUAUAAUUAUGGACUCUCAUUUACAUACCCCUAUGUAUAUCUUCUUGUGGAACCUAUCAGUGCUAGAUAUAUCUUAUACCUCAACCAUUCUUCCCAAAUUGUUGGCUAUGCUCUUCACACAAUGUAAGAUAAUAUCCUUUUUAGGGUGUAUAUUACAGGUAUAUUUCUUCAUGUCCUUUGUUAGCACAGAAUUCCUUCUAUUGGCAGCAAUGGCUUAUGAUCGUUAUGUAGCAAUCUGUCAUCCUCUUCAUUAUUCUCUACUUAUGAGUGCCCAACGUUGUGGUCAACUGAUACUUUCAGUAUGGAUUAGUGGCUUCUUACAGCCAGUUCUCCACACCAUUUUCAUAGCUAACUUGUUUUUCUGUUCAUCCCACCAUAUCAACCACUUUUUCUGUGAUCUUUCUCCAUUGCUAAAACUUUCUUGUAGUGAUACCUCUAACAUUGAGAUCUGCACCUACAUUCUUGGAACGCUCUUAAGUGUUAGUGCAUUUUUGUUUACUCUGGUAUCAUAUAUGUUUAUCAUCUUUACUAUUUUAAAUAUUCACUCAGAAGCUGGACGUCUUAAAGCUUUUUCUACUUGUAGCUCUCACAUAACCAGUGUAAUCAUCUUUUAUGGAACAGUCACCUGUUUGUACAUGAGACCAGCAUCUAUGUAUUCUCCAGGACAGGACAAGUUUUUUUCUCUGUUGUACAUAAUACUUAUUCCACUGCUGAAUCCUCUUAUUUACAUCAUGAAGAAUAAGGACUUCAAA